Molecule: messenger RNA, 939 nt
Organism: Gekko japonicus
Lineage: Eukaryota; Metazoa; Chordata; Lepidosauria; Squamata; Gekkonidae
Product: coiled-coil domain-containing protein 70-like
Exons: 1
Coding region: 1-939 (312 amino acids)
Source: RefSeq, a predicted model, not a curated record
AUGGAGAACAGGAAGAAAACGCUGGUAGAAGCCCCUGAUAAUGCCAACCCCAAGGUUAAGAAAAGCAGUGAGAUUCCUCCCCUUCCUGUCAAGCGAGAGAGCUGGCAUCACAUGACCCGUUUGCCCCCGUCCCUGCACAAGCAGCUCUUACAGAAGAAUCUCAAGGAGGAGAAACGGGCCUUGCAAGAAGAAAUCAAGCUCUUCUGGGAAAAAAGCAGGGCCCUCCGGCUGGAAAUCAAAGCUUUCCAGGAAGAUAACAAAACCAAGGCGUUAUGGGAGGAGAUCCGCAACUUCAGACAGAGGAACAAGGGAUUCUUGGAGGAGAUCAAGAACUUCUUGGAGGAGAGCAGACUUUUCAUGGUGGAGAUCAACAGCUUCCGGAUGAAGAACCUGGACUUCCAGGAGAAGGUGAGCGCCGUUCAGGAGAAGAUCGAGGCCUUCCAAGAGAAGAUCAAGGGCACAGAGGAAGAGAUUGCUUCCUUUGAGGAGAGGAACGAAUCUUUCCGAACUCUGGUGAAGGCCUUCCAGGUCAAGAACAAGGAGUUCCAGGAAACCAACAAGGCCAUGCGGGAGAAGAACAAAUCCCUGCAGGAGAAGAUGCAAUCCCUCGAGGAGAAGAACAUGAGCUACUGGAAGGAAUGCAAGGCCUUCUGGAAGAAGGACAAAGUCUUUUGGGAAGAAGACAUGGCCAUCUCCAGAGACAAGAUGGCCCUCUGGGAGGAGUACAUUGCUUUGAGAGACAAUGACCAAGACCUCCAAGAAGAAAAGGCAGGGAUGUGGGACAUGAUCGAAGCUCUUUGGGAUGCCAAGUAUUCCAUGUGGAAAGACAUCAACGGGUUUCCAGAGAAACAGUCACAGGACGUCGAAGGUGGCGCGGUUGAGGAUGGCGCCGACGGAGAUCACGACGCCCCGUCUGAGGAACUGAAAAAGUGUGAUUGA